Molecule: messenger RNA, 777 nt
Organism: Exophiala dermatitidis NIH/UT8656
Lineage: Eukaryota; Fungi; Ascomycota; Eurotiomycetes; Chaetothyriales; Herpotrichiellaceae
Exons: 3
Coding region: 1-777 (258 amino acids)
Biological process (GO): negative regulation of transcription by RNA polymerase II; chromatin organization
Cellular component (GO): pericentric heterochromatin; nucleus
Molecular function (GO): chromatin binding
Source: RefSeq, a predicted model, not a curated record
AUGCCCCGAACAACAGGCGACGAAGUUUUAGCGGACGAUCUUGAUGGCAGCGAGGGCAGCGAUGUCGGCGAAGAGAUCGAAGAGACCAGAGUAGAGACCGACGUUGAGGCCAAGAACCAGAUAAAUGGAGAGCUCCAGGACGAAGUUGAGGAAGAAGAAGCGGCGGCCGCAGCAGAGGAGGAGGCAGAGGCAGAGGCGGCACCGGCCGCUGACGCGCCCGAAGAUGACGAAGACGUGGACGAAGACGAUGACGAGGAGGGGGAAGACGAGUACGUCGUCGAAGCGAUCCGAUCACAUCGAGUACGCAACGGCCGAGUCGAGUACCUGAUCAAAUGGCUGGGCUACGAGGAGAGCGAAAACACAUAUGAACCCGAGGAAAAUCUGCUGCCUCACGCCGCCAAAAUCCUGGCUAGUUACCACACAGCACUCGGCGGCCCGCCCACGGCAAAGAACGUCCGAAAAUCAAAAUCCAAACAAUCUCUCCGCCGACGGUCGACCGCGUCCGAGUCCCCCGCGCGCGCCUCCAAACGACAAAAGCGCAGCAAUGGAGAAGGGGCAGAUCCACAACAACCAGAAGGAGACUGGCUGCCCAGCCAGAAGGACUGGGAACCAUUGAUUGACGUAGUGGACACCGUGGAGAAGAACGAAGCCGGCCAGCUGGUCGCCUACAUCAAAUUCAAGAACGGCAACAAGACGAAAGUCACCAUGGAUAAGGUGUACCAGCAUUGUCCGAAGGCAAUGCUGAAGUUCUACGAGGACCAUCUGAAGUUCAAGUGA